Messenger RNA from Pedinophyceae sp. YPF-701, 2994 nucleotides. NCBI's taxonomy places the organism in Eukaryota, Viridiplantae, Chlorophyta, Pedinophyceae. The record is from the annotation of a GenBank genome assembly.
AUGAGCGCCUUCCGUUACGCGCCCGUGACGAGCAGCGACGACGCGCUCGCGCGGGAGCUCGAGGGCCUGGGCGGCGGCGACGCCACGGUGGGGGCGCUGCAGUGCGUCGUCAGAGUGUGCCCGCUCGCGAACGACGAGUCGCAGAGAAUCGUCCAUGCCAGGGACGACUCCGUCGCCGUGACAGACCCCACAACCAGCGACGAUGCGAGUGUCGACGCCAGGGCGCGGCGAUACCGCGUGCACCGGGCCCACGGGCCCGGGGCCUCGCAGGGCGACGUGCACGGCCCGCUGCUCCAGGACGUGCUGCGGUGGCUGGACGCGGGCUUCCACGCGGCGGUGAUCGCGUACGGCCAGGAGGGCACAGGGAAGACGUACACGCUCUUCGGGCCCGGAGGCACCCACUCGUACGAGCAGAUAGGCCUCGUUCCGGUGCUGGCGAGGGCGCUUCUGGACAAGUGCGAGGGCAGGCGGUCGUUGGAACUGGGCAUGUCUGUGUGGGAGCUGCGGGGACAGACGACGGUGGACCUGCUGCGCACGGGGAAGCCAGAUGACGGGCGCGUGCAGGUGCAGAACCUGCCGGGGGCGUGGCUCGAGUUCACCACGGGCGCGGUGGCCACGUCGGACGACGUGCACGCCCUGAUGUCCCUCGCGCAGCGGCGCUCGGCGAACUGGGGGCUGCCGGCGGAGGCGAAGCAGGCCCAGCCCCUCGUCGCGCUGCCGAAUCGCGCGCACUUUUUCGUCCGCUUCGUCGUGUACGACAGGGCGCAAGAGCGGCUCGCGAGCGUGACGGUCGCGGACCUGGUCGGGCAGUCGUCGUCCGAGGAGCUCUCCCGCAACGUUACCGCGGGCAUGCUGACCCAGGCCAGCGUGGAGCGGCGGGAGGAGAGCAUGAACAUAGUGUCCCUCAACCGCCUGGUCGCCGAACUGUCCCGGCGGAACGCGCCGGCCGCAAAGGCGACUCCGCAGGUCGUACCAGCCGUGCAGGACUGCCAGCUGACAAGGGUGCUUUUCCCGUUCCUGGCGGGGAACUGCCGGUGCUUCAUGGUCGGGACGGUGGCGGACAGCAAGGCGCACUACCUGGACACCAUCAACACCAUGCGCAUUCUCACGCGCGCGCAAGGGAUCAGGACGGCGUGCACGAAGAGCUGCGACGUCCGCGGCGAGGACGUGCGCUUCGUGAGUGUCGCCAAGCUGCUGUCGACGGAAGCGGCGCGGGACAUCGGGCAGCCGCGCGCAGCACGUGAAGCGACGCAGGGCGGGUCCCUGCCAGACGCGCCGUGGCUGGGGGGCGGCACGAGUGCGGCGGGGGGCGGGCGACAGGACGCGCACCAGACUCUGGUCAAGAACAAGAGCCUGCAAGUGAGGGCGUCCGGGGGCGGCGGGAGCAGCUGUCACAGCUACAGGGACACAGAGGGAGCGGCGCAGACGCAACCGGCGCGCGCAACCGAGGCACCCGAGCAGUCCGACGGGGGAGACGUGCCAGGUGUCGACAGGCAGCCCACGCUGCAGGAAGCCGCGCUGAUGUCGUGGGAGGAGCUCGUCGCGGCCUCCGCCAACAGCAACUCGAGCGGAGCCAGGCAGGGAGGCGAGCGCACGGCGCCAAAGUCGCAGGGCAUCGCGACGAUCCCGAGUCUCGCGCAGUGGAAGGGCGACAGCGAGGCCGGGCAGGGCGCGCCAGCGGACGUGCAGCCGGGCGCCCCCGUCCCUGACACUUCUGGCAGUGUCAGGGGCUCGGAGGCGGAGGGGGGCCUCGCGACCGAACAGCCGCCGCCGGCCGUGGAGCACGAGCCGCGUUCGCCCGACGUGAGCCGGAUCGGGGCGGGGCAGGCGCAAGACGAGACGGCGCUGUCGCCUGACUCGCAGAAGCUGGUCCAGGACCUGCACGCGCUGGAGCCGGAGGACGACGGCGCGGGGGACGCGGGCGACACGCAGGGCCAGGGCGCUCGCGGCGUCGAGCGUCCACUGCGGCCCGAGGACGUGUCCGGCGGCGACCAGAACGAGGUGCUGCUGGCGAUGCUCAAGGCGGAGCGCCGGAAGCGGGAGCUGGCCGAGGAGAGGUGCAAGGCGAUCGAGUUGGAUCGGCUGGAGCAAGCGACGGUGUACGAGCUGCGGCUGGAGGACGCGCGGAAGGAAGCCACGCGCGUGAAUUCGCGGUGUCGCGCGCUGCAGGCGGAGGUGGGGAUGGCCGAGGUGUUCGACCGCUACGAAUCGGACAUCGCAGGCCUGCAGAGGGAGGUCGAGAGCCUCCGCAAGGGGCACUCGCAAGCGUUGCAGAAGGCGGCCGUGCUGGAGGCGGAGCUGCAGGCCGAGCGCAGUGCUGCCAGCGCGGCAGGUCGCAACACGGUGCAACAGAGCCAGGCUUCCAAGAACAAGAACGAGUGGCUGACGAAGCGGCUGAGCAGCAUCGAGGCCCGCAACGAGGAGCUGCACCUCGAGAUCGCACACUUGAAGCAAGAGGAGCGCGUGUGGAUGGCUGGGAAGCGCGUCAACGAGCGCCUGCGCGACAAAGUGAAGGACCUGCAGCAGAAGCUGCUGCACAAGGAGCAGGAGAUGGUCGACAGAUCCCUUGAGUCGCGUGCCGCCGUCGCGGAGAGCCAGCGCCUCGCGGACCUGGUCCGGAAGCAGGAGGCAGAGCUGGACGACCUCUUCAGCACCAACAAGGACCUGGAACUGUCCCUGCGGACACUGCGGCAGCAGGUGGUCGACAUGCGCGUGGCAGAGCGCACCACGCUGCUGAGUCGCGGGGCGCGGCCCAUCAACCGGGACGCGGGCGAGUGGCCUGGGCCUGGUAUGAACCGAGUGAUGGAUCUCGUCAAGGUGGUCAGGUCACAGGUCGGCAGGUACUCGCGGGCGGAGGAGACGCUAGACCGCUUGGUGACGGAGUUGAAUGGCCUCAAGAGGGAGGCGUCGGCCCUCCUGGAGCGGGAGAAGCUGCUCAUGGAGGACGCGGUGGCGGUGCAGGCGUCGAGGAGGCCGGGCGCUGUGAGGGCGUGA